Messenger RNA from Pristis pectinata (smalltooth sawfish), 6812 nucleotides. RefSeq lists its product as uncharacterized. Lineage: Eukaryota; Metazoa; Chordata; Chondrichthyes; Rhinopristiformes; Pristidae. Bases 149 to 400 code for a protein of 83 amino acids. The record is from RefSeq and is a predicted model, not a curated record. The transcript has 2 exons.
CGGAGCCGGGAGCGCGCGCCGGCUGCUGCUGCUGGAGGGUUGACGCCGUCCGCCGGAGGAGCGCGCCGACCGUCGCCGCCGCCGCCGCCAACUUUCGCGGGCGGGUGGUCGGGGGCAGCGGCUCUCGGCAGGCCGGCCGGCCGGCAACAUGGACCUCUCCUUCAUGGCCGCGCAGAUCCCUGUUAUGACAGGUGCCUUCAUGGAUUCGCCCAUCGACGAAUGCAACACCGACUUCUCUCUCUUUAAUUCCUCGACCAACGUGAAUGACGCACCCUCGGCUCCAAACCAGCUUGAGGAACCUGCCCCACCCUCCAACGAUGCCAUCUGGUUAUGGAUUGCGAUUAUAGCCACCAUCGGGAACAUUGUGGUGGUUGGCGUUGUAUAUGCCUUCACUUUUUAGGAGAAUCAGGCAACCUGGAGCAACUUUUCUCCCACCAGCCUGCCUCCAGGUUAGAGGAACACAGCUGGCAUCUAACCCAUCCCUUUUCUUAGUCUGCAUGCUCUUAUGGUGAUCAUGGCUAUGUGAUACACGUGUGCCUGGUCCCAGUCCCUCGACAAUCAACAAAUCUCAGCCUCUUUAACUUCCCGUCUCCAGGGAGCUGGUGUUAUUUAUCAGAUGACCUGUGGUCUACUAUCUUUCAAUGAAGAAGCCCUUAUGUAAAGAACAACAUAUUCAUCUAUUGAAAGGCCUCUCCUGAGGGAGUUCACAGUGCAGUGUUCAUCACUCAAGCAUUCAGCACAUUCAGAUUGGCCAAACAUUUGGUGACAGUGUCGAGUUUUGCUUAAAGAAUUAAGACACUGCGACAGGGUUACUUUUGAAAUACAAUAGUUUUUUUUUAAAUACAGGUCAACUUUACCCAGGGAAAAGAAGUGUGCUGGAAAUCUGAUUCGAAGUGCCACUUGGUUUUUAUUGAGGUCAACUUGGGUCCUGCCUCAUGGACAAUUCUUGGGUGUCUGUGGACAAUGAGAUGUAAUGGGGUCAAGUUAGAAAUGCCAAAAAAUGUUUGGGAGUUGGGGGAGAGCUUCUAAGUUUUGGUGAGUUUAGUUUUAUGCACCUGAAUCUCUUUGUAAACUGAAAGAAUGUUUCCACGCUGGUAAGAUUGGUCAGUCACUUUGUUUCUGAAGACUGUUUGGCUUUUGUUUGAGGGUUGGGCUUGUGAUCAAAGAGACAAUAGAGAUGCUAAAUCAGGCAGUACUGGGGGAACCGUAAAAUACAUUUCCACCAGGUUUCUCUCGAUUCCCCUCUCAGACAUCUGCAGAAGGUUGAGAGGAUCUCAGUGCCAUUAGUUGUUAAAUCAAAUGGCAAGUAGGAAUAAGUAUGAAGCUCCAACUAAAGUCUUGUGCAGAAUCGCUCUGCCAUUGCUGUAAGUACAAAUAUGCUAAUGCGGUUUAUUAGUCAAUUCAGUAAUAAUAAAACUCAGCAGGACAAAAUGGGGUAGAAAUGGAUCUUGAUCAAGUGUACAGGUUGGACAACUGCAAACCAGCAGCUCGUUUACAAUUGGCCAUUGAAAUUAAUGGAAACUAAUUUCCUCCUUCUCGGGCAGUCUCUCAGGGUUGUAGACAACUUGUUUCCAUUCCAGUUUUAUAGGUUUUGAGGCGACCAGAGAGCUGAGAGCUAUGCAGAGUCCACAGACUCUGCCACUGAUGGAGCAGGAGGUGUUUGAUGGGGUGGGCUAUUUGGGAGGUUCUGUUUUUUGUUUGGCCUCAUUGCACUCCCAUUGUAGAGACUCAAGGUUCUCAGUGCCUUCUUGGAUGUUCCUUCUCCAUUUUGAAUGACUUUAGGCCAAGGAUUCCCAAAAGUCAAUGACAGUAUUAUACUUUUUUCAAGGAAGCUUUGAGAAUAUCCUUGAAGCACUUUUUGUUGUUCCCCUGGAAGUAUCUUGACAAUGUGGAAUUCAGGAAUGCCUGUUUUGGGAGUCUGGGGUCAGGCAAGUAGUUGACGUGGCAUACAUGUAGAGGUUGGCUGACCGUAACUGGAGCUUCAACACUGGAAAUGUUGGCCUGAGAGAAGGUGAUGAUAUCGGUUCACUUAUUUUACCAAUGGAUAUGGAGGAUUUUUGCAGAAGCAUUGGUGGCACCUCUCCAGCGCUUUGAGCUGCCUGCUGUAGGUAGUCCAUGUCUGAAGCGUGCAAGAGGCCAGGGAUCAGUGCUGCCUGGUGGACCAUGUUUGAGGACUUGUUCAUCAAACGCUGAAACCUCUGCCAGCUCGCUGAAAGUGGUAGUGACUUUCAUUACUGAUGUCUGCAUCACUGGCUCCCUAGAAACAGAAUCUGAUCAGUUUUCCAGAGAUUCAUUGUGCAAACAAUCAUUAGAUUGGUGGUGAAUAUGAGGCUGUUUUAUUUUGUUGUGCCUGUUUUACAAUCCUCCCUCCCCCCCAACUCCAAACAAUUAUUUCACUUCCAUCUGGCAAUCCAGUAGUUUAAUUAUACAAGUGUAUUUAUUUAAUUGCCUGAUGUGCUUUGGUGAUGGGAUUUGAACUCAUGGCACUGAAUCCAGGAUGCAGGAAGCUAAUCCAUUAAUUGUUACAGGACCCUACAUUUGGCAAAGAUUGGAGACAUGAAGUUGGAUUGCUAGGAUCCCCUUGUAUAUUAAUCCUUCCAUCAGGGACUAAUUUAGAGUUUGUGGCAGUGUCAGCCUUGGGUCAGUGGGCAAUACUCCCAAUUUGAGUCAGAAGUCAUGAAAUCUGUGUGGAAAAUCUAAGUCAAUGCUCCAGUACAGUACUGAGGGACCACUUAGUUUAUUCUCUCAGCCUUUGUCGAUAACUUGUUUGGCUGUGAGAGAGCUCGCCCCUGCCCAUUUUAUUCUCCCUACUGACAAAGAGAAGAUUACUGUGAUAAAAGGGAGUGUGAGGUAGUGAGCUGGUUACUUGUGUCUGGCACUAACUUGGCUCAUUGUGAUCUCUUUGGAGAGGAUGUGCUGUAAAGCCGAGAGGUUUGUUGUCACUUGCUUUGACCAGUCAAUGAUUAUCAUCCACAAAAGGCCUUGGAGUAACACUGGGUAAACAUGAGCAUUAUUAUUCCUUUCAAAAUAAGUUUGUGAUAUUUAUUAUCUAACUGAAUAUCAUGUGUACAUACCAAUAUUUAUUUUAACACUGUAAAAUAUUUAAAAUAUUAGUUAAAAAGUGUGUUUUCCUUCUUGGUUUGCUGUUUGUGGAAUUCUUCAAUAUGAUUGGCUGCUCAGCCAGGUUGCUAGGCAUCAGGAAUCCUUUGAACUGCAGCCUGACGGGAACCAGAAUGUGGCAAUGGGAGAUCCAUACCACAGGAAUUACUGGAUCACUGGGGGUUGUUUCCUCUGUGGUCAGUGUUGAACUCACUGACCGCAGAUUCCAAGCUGGCAUGGUUUACUAGUGUACGUUGAGGGAUACAUAUUGGCACAGGGUACUGCUCUUUGAAAUACUGCCUUUGCAAACCCCACAGCCCUCCCUCAGCACUGCUCUCCCAACAAUGAGACGUUCCCUCACUACUGCCCCAUGGGCCUAAGACAAUGUGGCAUUCCCUCAGUACUGUCCCACUGUUUUGCUCAGGGAGACUUGAGACCCAUGGUCAUUCUGGAGAUAUUGUUGUGAAGAGGCUUUUGUUAUCCAUAUCGGAGAUGAGGGUGAUGCCAGCAUUUAUUGCCUGUCCCUGUUGACCUUUGAGAAAAUGGAGGCGAACCCUCUACUUAAACCUCUGCAGUCCUUCUGGCCAAGCUUCUCCCAGUGGCGUCGGGUUAGGAACUCCAGGAUUUUGACGCAGCGACAAAGAAGGAACGUCGUCAGAUGUUGGACACCCCGGUAGCUGAAGGCAUGGCCUCCCACGGCACAGUGAUUCAUUUCAGUGGUGUUCAAGGGACAGAGUCAGAGGAGGACAGAGGUGUUGCAGGUCCUUAGGUGCUGGAGCAGGAAGAGGGAGGGAUGGGACUGUGGAGAGAUUUGAAGGAUGAGUGGAUCCGCGGGUGAACGGGAUUUGGUAUGAAGGGCCAGCAGAAAUCAGAAGAAGAGCAAGGUCCAAUUAAUGAGUGUCAAACUGUGCCUGAGGACACAGGGAAAAGAUGAGCCCUCAUCUCAUUGAUGAAGUGUCUGGAGCGCUUUAAACAGGUUUCUGAACCAGAUGUUGUUCACAGAGGUGAUUUUCCCCCUUGGCGGUCCUUUAUCAAAUGUCACAUCCAUGAGAUGAAGCUUCACUCCUUUGAUGAUCCCACCAAUGCAACAUUGCCCCCAGCCAGGUGGGAACGCAGGCCUAGGAUACCUGUUGCUGGUCACGCACAUCAGAGGUGAUCGGCCGUGACGGUACAUGAUGCCCCAGAGCCAGGCCUUGCUGAGGAAUAACAUGAAGGCAGUGCAGUUACUCAGUGACAGCUCCACUGGUGUUAUUGGUAUUGGUAUUGGUUUAUUAUUGUCAAUUGUACCGAGGUACAGUGAAAAACUUGUCUUGCAUACCGAUCGUACAGGUCAAUUCAUUACAUAGUGCAGUUACAUUGAGUUAGUAAAGAGUUCAUUGAUGUAGUACAGGUAAAAACAAUAACAGUACAGAGUAAAGUGUCACAGCUACAGAGAAAGUGCAGUGCAAUAAGGUGCAAGGUCACAACAAGGUAGAUCGUGAGGUUAGAGUCCAUCUCAUCGUAUAAGGAAAUCGUUAAAUAGUCUUAUCACAGUCCAACCCAACCCAAAGAAAUGUUUCUUAUAGUAGGGCUAAUUCAAUGUGCUGUUGUAAAUACUUGAAGAAAUGAGUUAGUGGAACGUAGAUGUUACUCCCCUUCCUCUGUCCUAGUUUCCUCUCAGAAUCUCACUCUCCUAUCUGGUACUUUCCACUCGAUAUAUUUCACUUCAUUGGAAUUGGUUUAUUAUUGUCACAUGUACCAAGGUAUAGUGAAAAACUUGUCUAGCAUACCGUUCCUACAGAUCAAUUCAUUACACAGUGCAUUGAAGUAGUGCAAGGGAAAACAAUAACAGAAUGCAGAAUAAAGUGUUACAGUUACAGAGAAAGUGCAGUGCAGGCAGACAAUAAGGUGCAAGGGCCAUAACAAGGUAGAUUGUGAGUUCAAGAGUCCAUCUUAUUGUACGAAAGAACCAUUCAAUAGUCUUAUAACAGCGGGAUAGAAGCUGUCCUUGAGCCUGGUGGUAUGUGCUUUCAGACCUUUGUAUCUUCUGCCAGAUGGGAGAGGGGAGAAGAGAGAGUGUCUGGGGUAGGUGGGGUCUUUGAUGAUGCUGGCUGCUUUACCGAGGAAGCGAGAAGUGUAGGCAGUCCAUGGAGGGGAGGCUGGUUUCUGUGAUGCGCUGAGCUGUGUCCACAACUCUGCAGUUUCUUGUGGUCCCGAGCAGAGCAGUUGCUGUACCAACCUGUGAUGCAUCUGGAUAGGAUGCUUUCUAUGGUUAAUCCUUCCAGUGGUUCCUCCUGUACUCUUCUAGCCUCCCUCUGCGCCGUGUCUCCCUUCCCUCUGCGCCAUGUCCCCCUCCCUGUGCAUCUUGCCCCCUCCCUGUGCAUCUUGCCCCCUCCCUGUGCAUCUUGCCCCCUCCCUGUGCGUUUGCUCUUUCACUGAUGCCAUUCUGUUGCACUGAAAAGCAGGGCAGUUCUUGCAUUUUCCUGGGGCCAGUAUUUAUCACUCAACAACCAGCAGUAAAACAGUUUAUCUGGUCAUGAUCACAUUAUGUUUGUGGGAUCUUACCUGCAGAUUGACUGCCAUGUGUACUACAUUUUAACAGUGACUGUACUUCAAAAGUUUAUGAAGUGCUUUAGGGUGUCCUGAGAGGUGUCAUAGUACUGACUGUACCACUAUAUUAAGUUCCUUCUAUAUAUUCAGUCUGUUCUAAUGUUUGCUGCAAAUUCAGUCUAAUUCCUGUGGUCAGUUGGUACCCUUCACAUUGGCCAGGAGCUGAGCAGAACGAGGGCUGAUUUGAUUGAGGCACAGAAGACCUUGAGAAGGGACUGUGAGGCUGCUUCCUCAGGGUGAAGGGCCUGCAACCAGAGGUCAUAGUCUCAGGAUAAGGGCUUGGCCAUUUUCAGUGGAAAUGAGGAGAAAUCUCUUCACUCAGACUGUCGAGGAUCUAUGGAAUUCUCUUGCCAGAGAGUCGUGGAGCCCAGUCAUGGCUCAUCGAUGGAUUUUGGGCUGUUAGUGAGUGGUGGGGGAAAGCAGUGGCCAUGAUCUUAUUGAACGACAGAACUGAGAUGAGGGGCCAAAUGGCCUCCUGCUCCUCUUUCUCCCGCCACUUCCCCUCACUGGUCAGGGAGCCGCAGCUGGGUGGCAACACCCAACCUCUCUUAAGUUGCAUUAAAUUUGGGGGGUCCAAGGUAAGGUGGGGAAGGCCCAGUGACUGAGAUGACUCGUCAGGUGACGUGUGUGGGAUUGAAGAGCUUUGCUCUGAACAACCCUGAUUGGGAUUUUUGGCCUGAGAGAUCAACUGCCGGUUUCUGGAAUGUUCUAUUUCUGUGUGCGUUUAGUUUGGUAGGAUUGUGGAAGGUGCAGAGUUUGUAAGGGUGGUAGAAGAAGGUGUAAAAUACGCCAAAUUUCAUGGAGAUGGGGGGAACAUGAUUAGAAAUUGGGGAGUAGUGAAAAGUCUGUGGUUGCUUUGAGAGAGAUUUUAUAUUGGGUUUGAUGAUAUCAGCCCCCUGUACAAAUUAUUACAAUUUAGUGGCAAAAUUCUAUUUAAAGGACCAAUUACUUUAGACGUAGAGUGGCUCUACAAUCACUGUUCUAUACUGAUGAUAUCUCCUGGUUUUGAUGUAUUUGUAUAACGUGGCUAUUUGAUAAUUCUCACUGCUCUAUUUUCUUCCUGUACGUGUUCAAAUGCUGUAGUUUUUUUUACAAUAAAGUUUUUGAAAUGGGGUGAAAAAUCA